Messenger RNA from Candoia aspera, 989 nucleotides. It is a transcript of the gene GHRH, whose product is annotated as growth hormone releasing hormone. Gene Ontology annotation, cellular component: perikaryon; extracellular region; terminal bouton. Gene Ontology annotation, biological process: positive regulation of multicellular organism growth; growth hormone secretion; adenylate cyclase-activating G protein-coupled receptor signaling pathway. NCBI's taxonomy places the organism in Eukaryota, Metazoa, Chordata, Lepidosauria, Squamata, Candoiidae. The record is from RefSeq and is a predicted model, not a curated record. Gene Ontology annotation, molecular function: neuropeptide hormone activity; growth hormone-releasing hormone activity; peptide hormone receptor binding. The coding region runs from base 258 to 767 and encodes 169 amino acids. The transcript has 7 exons.
UUAAUUAUACUUCCAGGUAAUUGUGGAGACUACCUGAUAGCAUGGAAUGUUUAAGGAGUUUGCAGGUUGGAUGAAGACAUGAAAGUAUAAAAGACCAAGAGACUCCUAUAGUUCAAAAGAGCUGGACUGAGUUCUCUCCAUUUCAUCAAAUACGACAAACAGCAGAAAAAUUGACAAGAAAGAAGGACAAUAAAGAGUUUAUAGACUUGAAAGGACAUCAUUCCCAAAGGAAACUCCUGCCCCAGAAGACAUUUAAGAUGUUGGACAGAGCUACUUCUAUUCUUUUCCUCCACUUUGUCAUGUGUUCUCUUUCUUCUCCUCUCUAUCCAGCACUCAGAUACAAUCCACUAUCCAUUUCUGGCAAAGCAGGGAGCUUUCAACUACAAGAAAGCGGUCCCGUGCACAGCCACAAUCUUUCUGUAGAGGAGCAAGAGAACUUUCUCAGUAGCCCUGCUGAAAAAAGACUGCAGCGUCAUGCAGAUGCCAUAUUCACUGACAGUUACCGGAAAGUCCGGGGAAAGGUAUCAGCACGGAAGUUAUUACAGAGCAUUGUUGGGAAAAGACUUAGGGAAGGAAGCCUGGGAGAUGAGCAACAUGAAAUCCUGACUAGGCGCCAGUCUGAUAGCAUUAUGAUGGACAGUCGCUACCACCAGAUGGUACUCAGGAAUUUCUUGGGAGCAAUGUUACAGAAUCAAAGGCCUCAAGAUAUUGAUAAUGACAAUUUAGAGGAUUUUGCCAGUGUUCUGAUCAAACUGAUGGAACUGUAGAGUGACUUCAUCCCUUCCCUUUCUCAUUUUGGUCUGUGCCAUUCUCAGGAUUGGCAUAAACUGCAAGGUUUUGUUUUGUUUUUUUUGGUGGGGGGAAAGGCUUCUAAAGCAGUGGAAAGAAAUGAACAGGACACUCCACUGUUAGCUGAUACUACUGAAAUCUUACCUCCUUCUAUAAACAAAGAAGAACAAAAAAAUAAAAGCAAAUGUUUAUAUAUGGAA